AUGGCAGGGACAAAGACAGCAAAGAGGAAGGCAGAAGGCUCAGGAGGGAGCUCGGUAUCGAAAAAGGGGAAACAGCCAAGUUCGCCCGAGAUGGACGCAGCUGCUGCACUGUACGAGGACCCUAUGAUCGACCCUACCGACUCUUCAGGUUCUGAGGAGGACGGCGAGGAAGAGGAUGGGGAUGAUGUCGAGGACUUUGACGGAGAGGGACUGCUAGAAGAGGACGACGAGCCAAACGAGUUCGCUCCGUCCGCUCAGGCGGGCCCAUCCCGACCUCGCCCAAAGAGCCUGUACGCUCCACCAACAGCCCAGGAAAUGGAUCGUCUCCGCUCUGCCGCUGAGAACGGGAACACCUUCACUCUCCAGCUCGAAGCCCUGCUUUCGUCCACGCUACUACCUACCACUCCCGCACCACGGCUCAAGGCAAUCCUCUCCCGCAUACACGACCUCAUCCUCUCGCUACCCUCGUUACCGGCUCUGUCGGUGCGGGAAGCUGUCAAGCGCACCAAGGAGAUACCCUUUCCUGGAGGAGAUAUUUGGUCGCCUUUGAAGCAGGAUGUCAAAUGGACAUUAGGUUGGGAGAAGCCGGCGGAGGUGUUCGUGGGUGGGAGCUGGUCGGUGUGUGGAGGGUACAAGAAGGGGAAGGGCGUCAUGGGAGAUGUGGACUUGGUCGUUGUCAUGCCAGAGGAUAUGUUCACCCCGAAAGAUAGGAUGAACUACCGUUACUUCCACAAACGGGCUCACUACCUCGCAGUGGUCAAGGCGGCAGUCGAGAAGGCUAUGCUUGGGGAUGAGGAGCUCAAGGAUCUGGAGGUGAUAUGGGGAGGGGAUGAUAGGCGUCCGAUCAUACUGCUGAGGGCUGGAAAGGGCCAAGGACUGAAGCACGCCGUCGAGAUCAAGAUUCACGCUUCUCUUCCACCCAAUACCUUCCCUCCUAAUACCAUCUCUCCUGCCAAGACCCUUCUCCGAGUCAACGACGAAACCACCCCUACUCCUCUCUACGCCACAUCCCUCGCGCACGACACCACUCAGAAAGCGCACCUUUUGCAUCUGCACCACCUAUCCCAGAGCUUGCCGGAUCGCCAGGUCGACUUCUUCCUCGCUCUUUGGCGGAUAUGGGCAUCUCGCCGAGGCAUCUCGAAAGGUGCGAGCGGCUGGUUCGCCGGUAUGCUGCUCGGCUGGGUGGUCGAAGGCGGGGAGCAAGGCGGACAAGGCGGCGUGAGGGAGCGAAUUAAGGUCUCGCGCGGAUUAGGGCGAGGGCUAGGGUAUUGGGGAGCGUUGAGAGCUGCGUGGGAGUUUUUGGCACAUACGGACUUCACCAAGACCCCUAUCUUCAUGGGGAGCGGGGAUGAGGCAGUCAUCACGCCGACGGAGUUCUGCCGGGCAUCAUCAAACGUCUUUGUCGACCCAACGCGCUCGGUCAAUAUUCUGGCCGACUGGGAGGCGGGUGAGGUGGACCUGCUUAGGCAUCACGCGAGAGAGACGUUGGCAAUGCUGGAGGACAGCAAGGUUGACCGAUUCGCGGAGGUGUUCUUGCGGAAUGUUGGCGGGAUGAGCGUGUUUGACGAAUUUAUCAGGUUGGAUAUGAGCCAGUCAAAUCAUACUGCUUCGGCGAUGGAGCAAUCGGAACAGCCAUCUCGGAUGCACCUCCUCGCCCACGCUGUUGCCCAGACUCUCCGGCGUGGUCUGGCCGACCGGGCCAAGCUGGUGCAUCUUCAACCUCGGGGCGAGCACCUCGACAUCGGUAUCGUCUAUGACUCGCAGUACGCUACCCGCGUCAUGGACAUGGGCCCUUCGCCCGACCAACCCACUGCGGGCGACGCGUUCCGGUCUUUAUGGGGCGAAAAGGCAGAGCUCAGGCGGUUUAAGGACGGGAGCAUAGCCGAGUCUGUCGUCUGGGACCUGUCACGACCAGAAGACGCCGCACUCAUCCCGGGCUGGAUCGUCGACUGGCUCUUACGCCGUCAUUUCGGCGUUACCUCGGCGGACCACCUCUCUUCGGACCCCACUUGGCUAUCCACUAUCCAGACGCCUCCCUCCGCCCGGAACGCCAUCGCAGUUGCUGGCUCAGAGAAGCUCGGCUUUUCACCCGUCAUGAAGGCUUAUGACGAGCUGUAUAAGCUUCUCAAAUCCAUCGACCCGGAACUACCGCUCGCCAUCCUCAACGUCACCCCAUCUGACGAGAUGCUGCGGUAUUCCAGCACCUUCAUUCCCCCCCCCAUCGACACGCACCGAUACCCCUCCGCCCCCGACUGCCUCAAGCACACACCCUCGGCGGAAGUCAUCGUCCAAUUCGAAUCGUCCGCCAAGUGGCCAGAUGACCUGUCUGCGAUCCAGAAGGUCAAGCUCGCUCUGCUGGAGAAGCUGGCGCGGAUUGUCAAUCUCCAAAUGAAAGGUGCGCGGGCGGAGAUUAUGUUUGAUGGGGAGAAGAGCGAGAUUGAGGAUCAGUCGGGUCUGGAAAUCCUCCUUCCUGCAGGAGUGGCGUUCACGCUUCGGAUCCACCACGAGAAGGAGCGCGUACACCUCGAGCGGAUCCUCACCGAGGACGCACCCGUCUUUGGAACAUCCCUCCCUCGUCCGUCUCGGCGGCUCGCUCAGCCAGCGCUUGAAUCGUACAUGCGCCGCUUCGUCUAUCGCCCAACACACCACGCGGCUCUUGCACCGAUGCACCACCGAUAUCCUUCCUACUCAUCCGCCACUCGGCUCUUGAAACGGUGGUUCGCAGCACAUAUGCUCUCCCUGCAAGUCCGCUCGGAAGCUAUCGAGCUCCUCAUGGCAGCGGUGUACCUCGACCCCCUCGCCCUCUCCACUGCGUCAAGCGCUACAGUCGGCUUCGUGCGCGCCAUCGAGCGUCUGGCGAGCUGGGACUGGAAGGCGGAACCUAUCUUUGUUCCCGUCUUUACUGCUUCGCGGGAAGCUGCAACGCGCUCGGAGCGGACCCGACUCAGGUUCCCAGCGGACGCAAGGGAGGAGGCGACUCGCCUGUUUGGGCAAAUGAGGGCGAAAGAUCCGGAAGUGAAGCAUGGGGCAUGGGGGAUCGUGACGGAGGAAGAUGUGGAUGGGUGGAGGUGGACCCAGGAAGGGCCGAGUAGGGUUGUAGCGGGAAGAGUGACCGGUCUGGCAAGGGCGACCGCGGAGGCCAUAACGCAGGCGAACGAGGGUGCAGGCCUGAAUGUCAGGAGUCUGUUCAAGACGCCUCUACACCAAUACGACAUCCUGCUGCACCUUCGACCGGCCUUCCUCCCGCGCUACGCCCAGUCUGUCGAUCCCUCAUCGCGCGAAUGGGACGACAAGCUCAAGUUCCGGAAUCUGCAAGAUGGGGGAUUGUACGGCUCAGAGGUCAAGGUGGACUUUGACCCUGCCUGGUCAUUCGCCACUGAUAUCCAACGCCUGUAUGGCGACGCCCUUCUGGUCUUCUAUGAUCGCCAAGGUGGACCCACCAUCGGUCUUCUGUUCAACCCGACCCGCAAAGCGUCCAGAGGUUUCAAGCCUUUUUUGGGCUACUCGACGAAGCCGGUGCAGUCCGAUUCGGCUUUGGUUGAGCUGAAUACGGAAGGGGUGGUGGCGGAGAUUACGAGGGUGGGCGAGGGGCUUGUUGAGAAGGUGGAGAGGGGAAUGGGGAUCUAG
Messenger RNA from Dioszegia hungarica, 3627 nucleotides. RefSeq names its product Nrap protein. The record is from RefSeq and is a predicted model, not a curated record. The transcript has 7 exons. Gene Ontology annotation, cellular component: UTP-C complex; small-subunit processome; CURI complex. Gene Ontology annotation, biological process: tRNA export from nucleus; rRNA processing. Bases 1 to 3627 code for a protein of 1208 amino acids. NCBI's taxonomy places the organism in Eukaryota, Fungi, Basidiomycota, Tremellomycetes, Tremellales, Bulleribasidiaceae.